AUGCUGUGCCCCUACUUUACCCUCUUCUGCAAGGAAAACGAGAAAACUUUUCUAGCAUUCCUUUGGGAGCAGAAUUUAGUGAAGGUGGUGGGUAUAGUUAUAGCCACUAUCUGGAUGGGCGGUGAGAUCGGUUUACUUCUGGGUGAUCUCUGCCCUGUGGUGCUGACAUUUAGGCAAAACGAGGCAUCAUACAUACAGGCAGGUCAGUUUUACGGGUUGCACAAAUUCCUUGGCUGCAAGUGUUCACCAGAUCUUGCACUGAACAUUAAUUUCUACUAA
Molecule: messenger RNA, 279 nt
Organism: Rodentolepis nana
Lineage: Eukaryota; Metazoa; Platyhelminthes; Cestoda; Cyclophyllidea; Hymenolepididae
Source: the annotation of a GenBank genome assembly